AUGUUCAGCUCCAAGGAGAAGACGCCCCAGUCCACCGAGGGCGAGGUCACCCCCAACAAUGUCUCCAAGGACGACUUGGAGACGGGGGAGACCGGUCUUCACCGCACCCUUAACGCUCGUCACCUCCAGUUCAUCGCCAUCGGUGGCACCAUCGGCACCGGUCUCUUCCUCGGUAGCGGCAAGGCCAUCGCUACUGCCGGCCCCGUCGGUUGCCUGAUCGCCUUCAUCUUCAUCGGCAGCAUCGUCUACUCCGUCAUGACGGCUUUGUGUGAGAUGGCGACCUACAUCCCCGUCCCCGGCGCCUUCACGUCGUAUGCUUCCCGAUUCAUCGACCCCACCUUGGGCUUCGCCAUGGGCUGGAUGUACUGGUUCAGCUGGUCCAUCACCUUCGCCCUCGAGUUGACCGCCGCUGGCGUCAUCAUUCAGUACUGGAACGACACCUUGAGCAUCGCCAUCUUCAUCUCCAUCUUCUGGGUCGUCUUCACCGCCCUCAACUUCAUGCCCAUCCGCAUGUUUGGUGAGGUUGAAAUGUGGUUCGCGAGCAUCAAGGUUGUCACCAUUGUCGGAUUCAUCAUCUUCGCCAUCUGCAUCAACGCCGGUGUUGGUCAGCAGGGCUACCUCGGCUUCAAGUACUGGGUCGACCCUGGUCCAUUCAACGCGUCCAUUGUCGAGGGUUCCGUAGGCAAGUUUGUCGGCUUCUGGUCUGUCCUGAUCACAGCCGGCUUCAGUUUCCAGGGAUCCGAGCUGGUUGGUAUCGGUGCUGGUGAGACCAAGGACCCCGAGAAGAGCGUGCCCAGUGCUGUCCGCUGGACUUUCUGGGGAAUCUUCAGCCUCUUCGUCGCCACCAUCUUCUUCGUGGGCAUCCUUGUUCCCUCUGACAACCCGUCGCUGCUGCUCGACAGCCAGGAUGCUUCUGCGUCCCCCUUGGUCAUUGCUGCCAAUUUGGCCGGCGUGAAGGUUCUCCCCGAUAUCAUCAACGCCGUGCUCCUGACCGCUGUCCUCUCUGCUGCCAACUCAAACGUGUACUCUGGCUCCCGUAUCCUGGUUUCGCUGGCCAACGAGAGGUGCGCUCCCCAGUGGAUGACCUGGACCAACAAGUUUGGCACUCCGUACAUGGCCGUCGCGACCACCUCUGCCGUUGGCCUGCUUGCGUACAUGAACCUGUCUGAGAACGGUGGCGUCGUGUUUGACUGGCUUCUCAACAUCACCGCCGUUGCUGGCUUCAUCAGCUGGUCUUGCAUCAACAUCUGCCAUAUUCGUUUCAUGGCCGCCUUCAAGGCGCAGAACAUCCCCCGCAGCAUCCUGCCGUACCGGGCACCCUUCCAGCCUUGGCUGUCGUGGUAUGGCCUGUUCUUCAACGUCCUCAUCAUCCUGACCAACGGCUUCACUGUCUUCAUGGAGUGGAGCACCAGUGACUUUUUCACUGCGUACAUCAGCGUCCUCCUGUUCAUUGUUUUGCUUGUCGGUCACAAGAUCUUCAACCGCACGAUGCCUCUGAAGGCACACGAAGCCGAUGUGACGACUGGAACACUGCGUGCGCAAUCUUAG
Molecule: messenger RNA, 1548 nt
Organism: Colletotrichum chrysophilum
Lineage: Eukaryota; Fungi; Ascomycota; Sordariomycetes; Glomerellales; Glomerellaceae
Exons: 2
Coding region: 1-1548 (515 amino acids)
Biological process (GO): amino acid transmembrane transport
Cellular component (GO): membrane
Molecular function (GO): amino acid transmembrane transporter activity
Source: RefSeq, a predicted model, not a curated record